AUCCUAUCGCGUCACGCACUUCAUUCCUCAGAAGUCAGAACAACCGAUCCCACCACCGUUGUACUUUAGAACUAGAACAUCCAUCAAAACCCGGCCAAUAUCCAUCAAACCGGAACAAACCAACUCGGCUCAAACAUGGACCGGUCACCGGAGAAUCUCAUCCUUGUCAACCGCGAACCGAACGGCGUCGCGGUGGUCACGAUCAACCGCCCCGGUUCCCUGAACUCGCUGACCCGGGCGAUGAUGGUGGACAUGGCUCAAGCUUUCAAAAGCCUGGACCAGGACGAAUCGGUGCGGGUCAUCAUAUUAACCGGGUCGGGCCGAUCAUUCUGCUCCGGCGUCGACCUCACUGCGGCCGAGGACGUUUUCAAAGGCGAUGUGAAGGACGCAGAGAGCGACCCGGUUAUACAAAUGGAGCGGUGCCGGAAACCCAUCAUCGGAGCUAUAAAGGGAUUCGCCGUCACCGCUGGAUUCGAAAUCGCCCUCGCCUGUGAUAUCAUAAUCGCCGCCAAAGGAUCCAAGUUCUUAGACACUCAUGCUAGGUUUGGGAUAUUUCCAUCAUGGGGUUUGUCUCAGAAGCUUUCACGCAUUAUAGGGGUCAACAAAGCACGUGAGGUGUCGCUGACAGCCACGCCUUUGACAGCAGAGGUUGGUGAAAAGCUGGGUUUUGUGAACCAUGUUGUUGAAGACGGUGAAGUGUUGAAGAAGAGCAGAGAAGUUGCUGAUGCCAUUGUGAAAAAUAGCCAAGACCUGGUGUUGAGGUACAAGUCGGUCAUCAAUGAUGGCCUCAUGCUGGAUCUGGGUCAUGCUCUUUCCCUUGAAAAGGAGAGGGGGCAUGAUUAUUAUAAAGGAAUGACAAAGGAGCAGUUUCGGAAGAUGCAGGAAUUCAUUGCAGGUCGAAGCAAGAAACCGUCCAAAUUGUAGGUUCUUUACUUGCACUGAUCUCUCAUGCUGUAAAAAUGUGUUGCUCCCCAAAACUGAGGUUUUACAAGUUAAUACUUGUGAUAGUAUUAUGAUGAAAUGAUGAAUUAUAGGUGUCAUUAUAGUUACUUGUUAUGAAAUUUUUAAUUUCUGAGCUA
Molecule: messenger RNA, 1079 nt
Organism: Lotus japonicus
Lineage: Eukaryota; Viridiplantae; Streptophyta; Magnoliopsida; Fabales; Fabaceae
Product: probable enoyl-CoA hydratase 1, peroxisomal
Exons: 3
Coding region: 136-924 (262 amino acids)
Cellular component (GO): peroxisome
Source: RefSeq, a predicted model, not a curated record